GCAUUUUAAUGGCGAGCAGAUGCCCAUUUCCAAGCACUCCUGUCACCAUUACAGUUGCCUUGACUCUGCAACAGGUUCAUACCCUCCAACCUGUUCUGUUAAAAUUAAACACCAAUUCCUCAUUGUGGAAAUGCAGAUAUGCAAAAAAACUCUUUUUAGGCCAUCAUUGCUUGCUAAAGUCUCUGAGAAAGCUCUUCUUCCAGCAGGUGGUUCUAACAUUGCCCCUUGCAUCACAGAGAACUUUAUUUCUUGGAGCACCCUUGCAUCAGUUUGCACACGCUCAAAAAAAAUGAAAGCAAGCACAGGUGUCAUUUUGGUAGUAGUUGUAGGAAGGCCCAGUCUCUCCCCCAGUCUCUUUUGCACAGCCCCCACUCAGCCUUCCUUUUUUUAAAGCCCUGCUCCAUUUAGUAGCAGCACUUGUCAUCAGACAAGCCCCCUCCCCUUUCCACAUUCAUUUCCAUGGUAACCCUUCUAAGGCAUUCUGCAGGCUGAAAACUACUUUUGCUCUUUCAUCAAGCAAGCUGGUAUUGUUGGGGGCUCAGUGUAUUCCUACAGCUUUUGAAUAAAUAAUAAAAAAAGCAGAAUUUGGAUGGACACUUGUUAUUUGGAAGGGGGACCCUAAAGCAGGAAAGAACGGGCAACCUUCAAAUGACCUACUGUCUACACAUUGCUCAGUUCAGGAAAACAAUUUUGUUUCAUUAAUUGAUUAACUUAAGGGGUGGGGUUUAUGAGAAUUAUCAUUCUGUGAAGUGAACGUGGCGACUCCCUAAAAACAGCUUCCAGGAAGAAAAAUGGGCAGAUGGCCGGCCGGGCUCUGCUGCUGAACUGCUGGUUGCCCUUGUGCUCCUUUUCAAAUCAAAUGUCAUAUUGACUCAAAUCCAACAUUGGAAGCAUGUGGCGAGCUACAGCACAUUGGCCCUGUACAAUGUAUCCAUCAAACUGGAAGGAAGCCCAAAACCAAACCUCCAUUGGCCAAAACACAUCAUCUGCAGAAACCCCAAGUACCUCCUAAGCCUGUCCAUCUGAAACCUGGGCAGGAAAGAAUUCCUCCAGCACCUUCUCGGCCCUUGCCAGCUGAUCCCAAGUCAUCAAGAAGCUUAGUGCCUGAAGAGGAAGAAACACAGACAUCAGCAGGAGUCAAUAUCCUCAUUGAAAAGUUUGAAAAUAUUAGGCAACCUACCCACAUUCUUCAAAGAAACCAACUCAAUUUAACUUUUAAGAUGGAACCUGGAUUGGACUCUCCCAAACAGCCGAGCUCAAGUGACUGUGAAUUGGUAGCUUCCUGUAGUAGUUCUACAAAUGAAAAAAGUGAGCCAGAAGAAAAUGAUCCAGACGUCCUGUGCAGUGCAGAGCUGUCUAAUGCAGACAUAAUGAAAAUUAAAGAGCUCAGCAUUGGGGAAAACAAGAGCUAUGAAGACAGUUCUGCUGUGAAUGAGAGCAAAGAGCCCUCUGGAGAGCUGGAGAGCAAGGACUCAACCUCAGAGUUGAAUGGUAAUGGUAAAAUUCCCAACAGGGACAGUGGAAUAGACAGCCCUUCUUGUAGUGUGGCAGGAGAGACUUUCCCAAAUGAGGAAGGCACAGACCAGAAGAAAUCUACUGCCGCUGGGAAUCCAGCAGACAUGGAAACUGACAGAAAGGGUAGCAAGUCCUCACCUGUAGAGCAGAAGAGAGACUCAACCCAGGAUGAAGACAGUGAUCUAGAUGAAGGAAGUAGUGAGGAACAAGAGACAGCAGAUGUGCCAAAGUUGGAAUAUUUAGAUGUAAACAAGUGUACAGAGCCGCAAAAACUGUUCAACAUUGCAAACGAACUGCUCCAUACAGAAGAGGCUUAUGUUAAAAGACUGCAUCUGCUGGACCAGGUUUUUUGCACUAAAUUGUCAGAAGCAGGUGUUCCAGGUGAAGUGAUAACUGGCAUCUUUUCAAAUAUUUCCUCUAUCUAUCGCUUCCAUGGACAAUUUCUCCUGCCUGAACUCCAAACAAGAAUUACACAAGAGUGGAAUACCAAUCCACGAUUGGGAGACAUCCUUCAAAAACUGGCUCCGUUUCUGAAGAUGUAUGGAGAAUAUGUGAAGAACUUUGACAGAGCAAUGGACAUGGUAAACACAUGGAUGCAGCGAUCAUCUCCAUUUAAAGAUGUUGUUCAAAACGUGCAGAAACAGGAUGUGUGUGGGAAUUUGACAUUGCAGCAUCAUAUGCUUGAACCCGUGCAGAGAAUUCCUCGCUAUGAGCUUCUUCUAAAGGAUUAUCUAAAGAAACUUCCAGAAGAAUCUCCAGACAGGAAAGAUGCUGAAAAAUCGCUGGAGCUCAUUUCUACAGCAGCAAACCAUUCAAAUGCAGCCAUCCGAAAGAUGGAAAAGAUGCACAAGCUGUUAGAAGUGUAUGAGCGACUUGGGGGCGAAGAGGAUAUUGUUAACCCAGCCAAUGAACUCAUUAAAGAAGGCCAAAUCCAGAAACUGUCCGCUAAGAACGGCACAGCUCAGGAUAGGUACUUGUUUCUGUUUAACAGCAUGGUGUUAUACUGUGUGCCAAAAUUGAGACUGAUAGGCCAGAAGUUCAGUGUUCGAGAAAAGAUGGACAUUGCAGGCUUGCAGGUCCAGGAAAUUGUCAAGCAAAAUGUAUCUCAUACAUUUUCGAUAACAGGAAAAAAGAGAUCCUUGGAACUCCAAGCUAGGACAGAAGAGGAGAAGAGAGAAUGGAUUCAGGUCAUUGAAGCAACAAUUGAAAAACACAAACAGAACAGUGAAACAUUUAGAGCUUUCAAUAGUUCUUUUUCUCAAGAAGAUGAGCAUCUUCCAGAUUCUUCAAUAGUAAGCACAAGUUCUGUAGAAUCUAUGCCAGGAGCAGAUGGCUUCAGUGCAUCUGGAGGGAUUGAUUCCUGCAGAAAAUCAUCUUCUAAAGCCAAGCGAGACAAGGAGAAGCAAGCGUGCAAAAGCUGCAGUGAAAGCUUUAACUCCAUCACCAAAAGGCGGCACCAUUGUAAACAAUGCGGAGCAGUUAUCUGUGGGAAAUGCUCUGAAUUUAAGCCACUUGCAGAUAACAGCCGUCACAAUAGAGUGUGUAAAGACUGUUUUCUGCUGUCACCAGCAGUCCUGUGCAACCCAGGAGCUGAAUCUACAGGAGAACAAAAGAAAAAAACUGCCAUUGAGAAACCAAACUUUUUGGCAGCUGAAAACAGCCUUUUCAGCAGCCGCCUCCUGUUCCUAGACAAAGGGAAGACUUGGUGCAAAGUGUGUGUCACCAUCCCCAAGACCGAACCUCUUGUCUUGUAUCUGCACGGGGGAAGUCAGGAUGGCCAAGCUCCACGUGCCAUACCACUGCCUGGAUAUGCAGUCAGUCUACCAAGUUCUGGUGAGAAGUUUGAAGUGAAACACGUCUUUAAGCUUUGCCAGUCCCAGCAAACUACAUAUUUCAGUGCAGAGGAUGAAGAACUGCAAACAAAAUGGAUGGAAAUCCUCACCAAAGCAGCUAAAGGAGAGAUUGAAGAUCUAGCUGAAGGAAUCGGUCAACUGUAGAGCAAGCUCCAUUUAGUUUCUUUAGUACAUGCUAUAAACCAUCACUUGAAUUCAGUAUUCAUGGCACUUUGGAAUCUGUAUGGCUUUAUAAUUUCAUGAGUCCGCAUAGGAAUUUCAGUGUUUUUUCUGCUUUCAUUGUACAUUUAUCACGUACAGUGCUAGCUGUCUGGAACAUAUUAUGUUAAAGAAAAGAGUAGUUGUAGUUGUUGACAGUGUUUAUGCUGGUUUUACAUAAAGAGGCAAGGGAAAAGCAUUAAUUUGAUCAAAGGUAUCAGAAAACCAUCAGUCUCUUGUUUUCCUAUAUGUAUAUUUUUUUCAGUCCUUUUGAUUGCUGUUCAGUGCAAGAUGUGUAUAGUCUGUGAUUAGUUAUAUAAAUGCUACCUUUAAGGUAAAUGUUGUAAAGGCUUGUGGCUGGCCACUGACAUUCCGUUCUCUGUCCUUUCCCUUCUGAUAAAAUGGUCUUUGUGAAAUGUAAGCAAUGUAUUGAAUUUUUUUUUUUUUUUUGCUAAAAGUGUUUGUCUCUACUAUUUUGAGAUGACGUGUUCACAAGACAUACUGUAGAAGAGACUUCUAAUUGCUGCAGAUUAUGCAGAAAAGAACGUUGAGAAGUCUGAUUAAUAUUAAUCUGUUAUAUAUAUUUUCUCUUUUGAAAACACCUUCCUGAUUUCCUUUCUGAACCUGUUUUAAUGUAAGUGAACAAACAUUUUAUACUGAAAACUGGGUCAUGACCAAUAAACAAGAACAUUUUUAGUACACACAGUACAAAAAAGUGACUUUUUAUUGUUGUUGUAUUGGUUAACUUUAAAGUAAUCUGGGAUUUAUUUAUAUAAUUUGUAAAUAAUGUUACAUGAGUAUUUUAAAACAUUUUAAAAGUUUUGUGCUAAUAAUCAGAUUUAGUCAAUAGAAUAAGAGAUUUGUAUGAAAUCAAUUUGUAAUUUAAUUUUCCUGUUUAUCUGUAUUUGUCUGAUUUUCACACUUAAGUGCUUAUCUAUUUAAAUAAAAUCCAUGCAGUUAACUCCUGAGCCAAAUCUCCAAGAUACUGCAAGCUUUAGAUCAACAUUUAACAUAGGUACAGAAUGAGAGUAAUGUCUAUUUCUAGUGAUAGCAAUCGUGUAGUGCUGAUAUGCAAAGGGAAAAAUAAAAUAAAGUAUUACAUUA
Molecule: messenger RNA, 4670 nt
Organism: Pelodiscus sinensis (Chinese soft-shelled turtle)
Lineage: Eukaryota; Metazoa; Chordata; Testudines; Trionychidae
Source: RefSeq, a predicted model, not a curated record